CUUGAUCUUCUGGGAUGUCAGCAGAAGAAGUGGAUGGCGUUGUGGAUUAAUUAUAAGUUAAUUUUUAUUUUGUCCUCUCCAUACUCAUCGUGAAUAGUCAUUAUAAAAUGGAUGCUUUGGGCAGUCUCCUUCCUCCCGUGGCUGGAAAUGGUGAUAUGGCUAAUUCAGAAGAAUUACAAAAACUUCUGAUGGAUGAAAAAUUGCGAUGUGAACACCAUAAAGCAAAUUAUCAAAUCAUAAAGACAGAACAUCUAAGAUUACAGGAGAAAUAUACAAAAUCACAAGAUGAACUGAAGCAGCUGUUAGUUGAAAAGCAGACUGUACAUGACAAAUUUCAGUUACUUCUUGCUGAAUAUCAAGAGGAGUUGCUGGGUAAAACACAGGAGCUGGAAAAACUGAAGAUGCAGGUGCUAACUCCUCAAAAAUUAGAACUGUUAAAAGCACAAAUACAGCAGGAAUUGGAAUCUCCUAUGACAGAACAUUAUCGGAAGCUAGAAAAUGAAGUGGAAAAAUACAGAACAGAAUAUAACAAACUUCGUUAUGAACAUACUUUUCUGAAAUCAGAAUUUGAACAUCAAAAGGAAGAACAUGCACGUAUUUUAGAAGAGAAGAAAAUAAAAUAUGAGUCUGAGAUUGCAAGGCUGGAGAAGGAUAAAGAAGAACUCCAUAAUCAGCUGCUGAGUGUUGAUCCCACGAGGGACAGUAAACGCGUGGAGGCACUCUCUAGAGAAAAGGCACAACUGUAUCAGAAAUUAAAAGGCUUAGAAGCAGAAGUAGCAGAACUAAGAGCAGAAAGAGACAAUUGUGGUGUGCAAGCAGAAAAUGUUCAAAGAGUACAAGUACGACAGUUAGCUGAGAUGCAGGCUAUGACAAGGUCUCUAGAGGCAGAAAAGAAGUCUGCUGAACUACAGAUUGAUCGAAUUGAGAAGGAACUGCGGAUGAGUCAUGAGCAAAACAUUCUCUUAACUACCAAACUUCACAAAUCUGAACGAGAAGUCAAUGCCUUAGCUACUAAAGUAGAAGAACUUAAACAUUCACAUAAAUUGGAAGUAACAAAUGUCAAACUGGAGGCAGCAAGAACAAAGAGUGAGGUAGAAAGAGAGAGAAACAAGAUUCAAAGUGAAAUGGAUGGAUUGCUGUCAGACAAGGAAAUUCUUAAGGCAGCUGUUGAACGUCAUAAGGUGCUUUUAGUAGAAAAGGAUCGGGAGAUAAUUCGUAAAGUGCAAGCUGCCAAAGAGGAAUUUUUUGAAAAAAUUGCAGCCUUACAGGAUGAAAAGUUAGAACUUGAGAACAGAUUAGCUGAUCUAGAGAAGAUGAAAAUGGAACAAGAUACUUGGAGACAAUCUGAAAAGGAUCAGUAUGAAGAGAAACUACGUGUUGUACAGAUGGCGGAAGAAUCUAGCAAAAAGGAACUUCAGCGUUUGCGAUUAAAAAUUCAACAGCAAGCUAUUCAGACAGAGGAAUUGGAAGAAAAGAAACGUGAAAGUGCUGAUCUGAAACAGCAAGUUCAUGACAUGCAACUCCAGCUUGCCUCACUUUCCCAAUCAGAAAAUGAUUUGCUGGAGUCUAAUCAGAAGCUGAAGGAAAUAAUAGAGAGAUUGAAACAAGAAUGUCAACAUGCAAGGACUCAGGCAGAAAAAGCUCAACUGGAAACAGAGAAGACUUUAGAAUACAAACGUAUAGAAUGGCUGGAGGAGAAGCAUGUGCUUACUCAGCGCAUCACAGAGAAAGAAGAGAAAUACAACCAAGUGAAGAACAAGCUAUGUCGAGCUGCUGUUGCUCAAAAAAAGAGAAAGACUCUCAAUGAUAAUAAACAAAGGAGGAUGCAAGAGAAACUAGAACUUUUGGAAGCCAAGAUAGAAGAACUAGAAAAAGAAAAUCAGGUGUUAAAUAGGCAGAAUGUUUCCUAUGAAGAAUAUGCACGCCUCCAGAAGAGACUAAAGGACUUGCAACGUAGGCACAAUGAAUUCCGGAGUUUAAUUCUGAAUCCUAACAUACCGUCACUCAAUCCAGUCAGUAUAAUGUCAUCAUCUGCCUUGCCUCCUGGUCUUGAAGUGUCCUUCCCUCUUCUUCAGGAGGAACAGCAUCAAAGAGAGCUUUCCCUGCUUCGCAAGCGGUUGGAAGAACUAGAAACCACACAGAGAAAACAGCUGCAAGAUCUUGGACCAUCUAGAGAGCGAGCAACGGUGGGUGCAUACAGGGACUUGGCUAGAACCAAGAAUGCUGGAGAAGGUGAUGCACAAAGCGAGGACUCCAAAGGCUGCGGCCUUGCUUCUACCAAAGCACGGUUAAUGUUCGCCGGCACCAGCCGGCCGCAUGCCAGGACACCGUGCCUGGUCCCGGCACAGCCCCGGCACAGGCUUUCUAUACCAAACUUGGGCCGCCUCUGCCCUUCACAGCCCGUGGCACUGCCAAGGCAGGGGACAGCUCUUCCCUCUCCCGUGGGCCACUGCGCUACGCCGCUCGCCUCCCAUGGUGGAUCCCUCUGGGAACGUGUGGAAACGUAUCUCCGUCUCGUCAACACCUUACCUCAGCUCUAA
Haliaeetus leucocephalus (bald eagle) is the source of this 2540-nucleotide messenger RNA. It is a transcript of the gene CEP83, whose product is annotated as centrosomal protein 83kDa. Gene Ontology annotation, cellular component: centrosome. The transcript has 16 exons. The record is from RefSeq and is a predicted model, not a curated record. NCBI's taxonomy places the organism in Eukaryota, Metazoa, Chordata, Aves, Accipitriformes, Accipitridae. The coding region runs from base 108 to 2540 and encodes 810 amino acids.